Messenger RNA from Panthera uncia (snow leopard), 2847 nucleotides. RefSeq names its product dual specificity phosphatase 14 (gene DUSP14). Gene Ontology annotation, molecular function: MAP kinase tyrosine/serine/threonine phosphatase activity. The transcript has 2 exons. The coding region runs from base 1584 to 2180 and encodes 198 amino acids. Gene Ontology annotation, biological process: protein dephosphorylation. Lineage: Eukaryota; Metazoa; Chordata; Mammalia; Carnivora; Felidae. Gene Ontology annotation, cellular component: cytoplasm. The record is from RefSeq and is a predicted model, not a curated record.
UGACAGUGGAUGCUUAUUACAUCCAUGUGUGUUUAAUUAGAAGCCUGCCCCUCAAGCCGCAUGCUAUAACUAUUUUUAAAGCUUUUCAAAAAUGUUAAAUAGGAACCUUGUCAGAUGAUCCAGCCCUUCUAGUCCUAGGUAUUUAACCAAGAGAAAGGAAGGCAUACCUCCACAGAUACCUAUAUAUGAAUGUUUUACACCAUUUUAUACAUCAGCUUUGCUUGUAAUAGCCUCAAGCUACAAACAACCCAGUUUCCAUCCGUAAGUGAAUAAACCAUCUGUACCAUGGAAUACUACUCAGCAGUAAAAAGGAAUGAACUGUUGAUACAUGCAACAACAUAGAGGAAUGUCAAACUAUGCCGAGUGAGAAAGCCAGGCCAAACAAACAAAAAAACCUAUAUUAUCAUUCUGUUUUAUAAACAUCUAGGAAAUGUAAAAAUAAUGACAGAAAACAUCAGUGGUUGCUUGGGAAUGGGGCUAGAGAGUGAGGGAGGAAUGAAUUAUAAAGGAGCGUGAGGAAAUUUGGAGGUGGUGAUGGAUCAGAUUAUCUUGAGGUCAUGGUGUGUCGAAUGUACACAGAAUUCAAAACUCAUUGGCGCCUGAGUGGCUCGGUCGGUUAAGCAUCUGACUCUUGAUUUCGGCUCAGGUCAUGAUCUCAGAGUCAAGGGAUCAAGAUCCAUGCUGAGUGUGGAUCCUGCUUGGGAUGCUCUCCCUCCUUCUCUCCCUCCCCUGCACACAUUCUCUCUUCCUCUCUCCAAAAAUAAAAAAGAAUUCAAAAAUUCAAAACUCCUCAAGUUGUACACUUGGUCAAGUUGUGUAUCAACUUGUAUGUCAGUCAUACCUCAACAGAGCUGUGGAAAAAGUUAAGUGUGAUGGUUACCUGGGAAAAGCAGAGGGACAGGUAGGGGAGGAACCCAUUUUUAACAAUGCUUGUUGGUGGUCAUCAUACUGUUACAUAAACAAAAAACUAAGAUGUCCAAUUUGGAAGAGAGAAUGAGAUUUCCGAUGCUGUCCACAGCACCAGCACCUCCUGCAGGUGGCAUUUGUGAAGCUGGCCCCCUGCGCCUGGCUUAGCUGAGGGCAUGUGGAAGAGACUCUAGCUUGUUCUGCCUCUCUUCUGGGCCCAUUGAGCAGUGCCUUACAUUUCCUUUCAAAAAACUUGUUGUGGCCCAAACUGCACUUAACGUUUGUCACACCGUGGGUUACAUGUCAUUCAUAAAAAGCUGAGACUUAGAUUGAUACUUCCAAACUGGCACAUCCUUUAAAUGCACAUCUAGAUAUAUUUAGCGUGCUUUCCACUCCCUAGAUUUAUUCCAGUCAAACCCAAUUUAGUAGUAAAAACCCAGGAGGAAUUCUUUUGAACUUCCUGAUUGGCUACAUUGUUGCCUCUUUGUCUUUCUGCAGAUCUGAUUUGUAUCCACUGUGAUCAACACUCUGAAUUAGGACUUUCCAGAUCCUGACCCAGGACUGCAGAGUAACCAGAUUCCGCACAAGAAGAACACUGACUUUGGAUUCCUUGGUGGAGGAACACAAAACCCUCUGGUCUUGCUGCCAACGAUGCAAGUGUGAUUGCUGGCAUCUUCAUGGGCUCCAGAGGUCACAGCACGCUCCCACGGACUCUCAUGGCCCCUCGGAUGAUUUCUGAGGGAGACAUAGGAGGCAUCGCUCAAAUUACCUCCUCUCUCUUCCUGGGCAGAGGCAGUGUGGCCUCCAACCGGCACCUCCUCCAAGCUCGUGGCAUCACCUGCAUCGUUAAUGCUACCAUUGAGAUCCCCAAUUUCAACUGGCCCCAAUUUGAAUAUGUUAAAGUGCCUCUGGCUGACAUGCCCCAUGCCCCCAUUGGACUGUACUUUGACACUGUGGCCGACAAGAUCCACAGUGUGAGCAGGAAGCAUGGGGCCACGUUGGUGCACUGUGCCGCAGGGGUGAGCCGCUCGGCCACUCUCUGCAUCGCUUACCUGAUGAAAUUCCACAGUGUGUGCCUGCUGGAGGCGUACAACUGGGUGAAAGCCCGUAGGCCUGUCAUCAGGCCCAACGUAGGUUUCUGGAGGCAGCUGAUAGACUACGAGCGCCAGCUCUUUGGGAAGUCGACAGUUAAAAUGGUACAGACACCUUAUGGCAUAGUUCCAGACGUUUAUGAGAAAGAGUCCCGACACCUGAUGCCUUACUGGGGGAUAUAAUGCCACCAAAGCCUGCAUCAGCAGCCCCUUGAGCAGUACCAGCAUCUGCUACACACCGUCUGUUCCCCUCUUCACCUUUCUUUUCAAAUGGUUGACUCCUGGCUCUCCCUGAAGUGUUUUUUACACUGGGUGUUCAGGUUUAUUUUAAAAGAUGGAGGGGGGGGGGAACAUAAGGGGAAUGCAUACAUUGCUAGUAACAUUUUUAAAACUAACAUUUUGGAAUAGUGUUUAUGAAAAUCUUUAACUGGCUUUUAAUCAUUUUUAACAAUUUGAACAGUUUAAUAAACUGUUUGGUUCUGCUAUAUUCUGAAUCCCAUGCCUUUAGGCAUCAUGGCAGGUGCCAGAGGAGCUCAGUGCAAAAAUCACUUUGGGUCCUGAUUAACCCUUUAGAGACAAGCUUUGCCCAAGGCUGCUGACCACACAAAUGCUUAGGGAAGAUUGAUACCAGCUUCAGUCUCUACUGGAUUAGCCCUACUCUUUCCUUUCCUAUUUAGUGACUCUGUAAGUUAAAAAACAAAAACAAAAAAAACACCUUUGUUAUCUGGUUGUUAAGUAAUUAUAAUGAAAUCUGCUGCAAACACCCUCUUGGAAUCAUUGUGCCCCAGGACUAUAUUAGCGUUAUUUUUAAUAAAUAUAUCUGCAUAACCUAUUAGAAUUUUUACUAAGA